Messenger RNA from Uncinocarpus reesii 1704, 1083 nucleotides. RefSeq lists its product as uncharacterized. The transcript has 5 exons. Bases 1 to 1083 code for a protein of 360 amino acids. Lineage: Eukaryota; Fungi; Ascomycota; Eurotiomycetes; Onygenales; Onygenaceae. Gene Ontology annotation, molecular function: hydrolase activity. The record is from RefSeq and is a predicted model, not a curated record.
AUGGCGUUUGGAAGCGAUGUAUCCGUCAAUGCCUCCAAGUUCCAGCCAUGUGCGAUUCCCGCCGCAUCGCAUGAAUUCAACAAGCAGAUAAUGAGCAUGCUAGAUGGCCAUCCGAAAUGGUGGCAGACCGGUGCCGAAGCGUUUAGAGAAAUGAUACGCCGCGGCGAGACUGCAUUUCCUAUACCACCCAAGCUUGAUUGCGGCCAAUCUUUUAUGAUCCCUUCUCGUGAAGCAGGCCGCAAUAUUCCAUGCAGGGUCAUCAAACCGAGCGGGGACUCUACGCCGUCAGGUGUCUUCCUCCACUUUCAUGGAAGCGGAUGGGUCUUAUCAGAUGAAUUGUCACAGCCUCACAUGCGUGCAACAAUUGACAAUGCUUCUCUCAGUCAAGACCCCCUAUUGAAACAUUAUGCGGAUGCCGCCAACCUCGUGUCGAUAUCAAUCGCGUAUCGGCUUGCACCUGAGCAUCCGUUUCCUGCUGCGCCUGAAGAUUGCUAUGAUGCUGCGGAAUGGCUUGUGGACAAUGCCGAAAAGGCGUUUGGUGCGCCCUUGCAGUUCAUCGGAGGAGAGUCUGCGGGAGGCCACCUCUCCGCCCUAGCAGUUCUUCACCUCCUUAGCCACCAGGAUCCAAAAUAUUCAGACUUCAAACUACGUGGCCUACUUGUCCAUUAUGGCGCAUUCGAUCUCUCCUACACUCCCACAAUGUUUACCUAUCAACGGAGCCCAUCACUCGUUCUCGAUCGAGAGACCAUGUCUCAAUUUACCGACGCUUUCGUCCCCGAUCCUACACUUGACCGCAAACACCCUUCCAUCUCCCCAUUAUAUUUCAACUUUCGGUCCCUCACCGAGUCAGGUAAAUCCCUUCCGCCAGCGCUAUUCACUUGCGGGACCGAGGAUAUCCUACUCGACGAUACCGUCUUCAUGACUGUAAAAUGGCAGAUGGCUGGCGGGGAGGCAGUGGCGAGAAUCGUUCCCGGAGCGCCCCAUGGGUUUAUCGGGUUUCCGCCAGCAGUGGUACCUGGAGUCCAGGAUACUCUAGAUCUGGCAGCGAAGUUUUUGAAAGAUAAAACUGGCAGAUUCGCAUGA